AUGGAGAAAGACUGGGGUGAAGAUGUAACAGAAUUUCAGCCUCCCCCUGAUUACAUACUCAUGGCUGAUUGCAUUUACUACGAGGAGUCGUUAGAGCCGCUGCUGAAGACGCUGAGGGACCUCACAGGCCCCGACACCUGUGUCUUGUGCUGUUAUGAACAGAGGACUAUGGGAAAGAAUCCUGAAAUCGAGAGGAAGUACUUUGAGCUGCUUCAGGUGGACUUUGAGCUGGAAACAAUUCCCCUGGAUAAGCAUGAUGAGGAGUAUCGCAGCGAGGACAUCCACAUCCUGAACAUCCACAGGAAACCAGUGAAUUCUCCAUCGUGA
Messenger RNA from Chaetura pelagica (chimney swift), 327 nucleotides. It is a transcript of the gene VCPKMT, whose product is annotated as valosin containing protein lysine (K) methyltransferase. The record is from RefSeq and is a predicted model, not a curated record. Gene Ontology annotation, biological process: peptidyl-lysine methylation. The coding region runs from base 1 to 327 and encodes 108 amino acids. Gene Ontology annotation, molecular function: protein-lysine N-methyltransferase activity. The transcript has 5 exons. Gene Ontology annotation, cellular component: cytosol; cytoplasm. NCBI's taxonomy places the organism in Eukaryota, Metazoa, Chordata, Aves, Apodiformes, Apodidae.